Molecule: messenger RNA, 2488 nt
Organism: Engraulis encrasicolus (European anchovy)
Lineage: Eukaryota; Metazoa; Chordata; Actinopteri; Clupeiformes; Engraulidae
Exons: 10
Coding region: 20-1210 (396 amino acids)
Cellular component (GO): nucleus
Molecular function (GO): NAD+ poly-ADP-ribosyltransferase activity; NAD+-protein mono-ADP-ribosyltransferase activity; zinc ion binding
Source: RefSeq, a predicted model, not a curated record
GCGCAGUCGGCAGCAGGCUAUGGCGUCCUACUAUGAGUCGGACGAUGAUGAAUCGAAUUCCUGUCAAACAUUUUCUGCUGGAGACACAGACGUUUGGUACAAUGAGGAUCUUUACGAGGGGAACUGGUCGUUGCAAAACAAGGACUCCAACGCACACGGCAGUCGCUCACAUGGCCACAAGAGGGCCCAAGUACAUCAGAAGAAUGAGCCCUGUAGAUUCUAUAAUGGCCAAGGGUGUCGAAACGGAGCGAGCUGUGAGUACAUGCACGUGUGCCGCUUCUCCUGGAUAGGCUCCUGUCGUUAUGGCAACAACUGUCGUCUGAAGCACGUGGGGGACUCUGAUUCAGACGACAGCAGCAGCAACAGUGAAGAAAAUAUAAGGUGGUCACCCCGACAGUCCCAAACAGCCAGGAAUGUUAGAGGGUCCCUCUGGUCCAAUGAUCAGCUGGAUCCUGGUAAGCUGUAUAAGUGGCAGUUCAACUUUGGCCAGGGCUGGCUGGACAUAGCACAUGACAACUUUAUAGAAGCACAGUACUCAAAGCCUUUUACAGAGGGCAUGAGACUCAAUAAAACGCCAAGAGGGAUGCUCCACAUUGACUUCCUGAGGCUGCAGGUCCGUCAUGGCCAGGGUGUUCAGGUGCGGAGGCUGAGGUCCCCCAACACCGCCUGGCUCUGGUACUUCAAGGGCGAACAGGGAUGGAGUCAGUAUGGAGAGACGGACUCCCAGGGGAGAUGCACCAAGGUGAACAGCUCCACACUGGAGUCCGAGUACCAGAAGAACCCACAGGGCUGCUACCGAUUUGGCUUCAACUCCUACAGCUACGAGAUCAGAUUCACAGACAUGCAGCAGGAGAACCUGAGCACGCACUGCAGAAGACAAAUCAGGCGAAGGCCUUCAUUCCCUGCUGGUCAGAUUGCUGGGCAAGCUGGACUGCCCCAGCUCAUGAGAGCUCUGAGUAUGCCUAGAGUUUCCUCUCCUCCUAAAUGGCAGUUCAGUGGCAAUGGGAACAGGUGGUAUGACUUCCAACACGGGGUUGGAACCAAUUUUGAGUGUUCCACUAACUGUGGUCUGAUUGAGGCGGAGUACCAGAAGAAUCAAAAAGGAAGCAUGAACUUCACUGUCAGUGGACAGUCCUAUGUGCUGGAUUUUGCCACCAUGACCCAAACCAACAACUCCACCAUGACGACUCGCAAAGUCAGACGUCUGUAGCCAUCUCCACCACGGCAUCCGUAGUUCUACACAGGAGGCAAUUACAUGUUGCCUCACAAAACUGCCCGAAGACCACUGAGUUGCUCCUGGAUAAUUGACUGCCCUAAGCCUGUCGAAUAGGCCUACCCACUGCCUGACUUACCUAAAGAUCACUGGCAUCUUAACAGACAACUACAUGCUUGUUAUGUGCUAAAAAAUAACACAGACUGCCUAAAGACCUCACAUGUACUGUACAGUAAGACUACUCACUGUCUACAAAUACAUGUUUUGGAUGUGCUACUUGUACAUCAGCACCUUUCAGUCAUGUGCUGCCGCUUCACAAGGAGCUACCCAAGCCAUUUCUUUUUUCUUUUUAAGGGGUGUUUGUGUAUUUUUAUUGAUAGGACAGUUAAGAGCAUGACAUGAAGAGAGUGGGAGAGGGAAACGGGGCAGGGCUAGAAAAUGACCUAGGUCGGUCUGGAACCUUGGUCCCCAAGCGCAUGUGAAUAUUUGUGAAUCAACAAAGCAUAUUGACUAAUCUCAGGGAAUAAAUUAAUUGUGAACUUUCAGGGUUUCCUAAGAAGGAUGUUGUUCCAUACCGGGUGAUCAUGAAUUUUUCUUAAGGGGUGACCUGGUGGGUGAAUCCAGAGGUGAAAUAUGGUUGUUGGGGCAACAGGUUUGGGUUGGCAUUAAUUGAUGUUAUAUUCAGACAAUCAGAUGGGUGUAUUUGAUUCUGAAUGCUGCACAGAACAUUUGUGAACACGAGCCAUGCACUACAGAACUCCACUUCCUACUUUGACAAAAAAAUAUGUCUGUUUUUAAGUUUCAGUUAACACCAAAGUUGCUCAUGUGAUAAAGCACAAUAGUUGAAGGUGGCGUCCACACCUUUGUCUGUUGGAGGAUUUCUCUCUGUGUGAAACUCCCAAAAAACAGAAAAAAGAAAUGAGCCCCACAUAAUAGCUGGAUGCAAAUCAGGAUAUUUGGAAAAGCCUGCUCUGUCUCCGGCAUUUACUAUUUUAUUUUCGACUUCCAAUACAGCUUUUCCCGAUUUACAGCUUUUCCCAAUUCUGCAUCCAGCUCUUGUGUGCGACUCCUUUUCUCUUUUCAUGUCAUAAAGUAUGAAGAAUAAUUGCUUGCAGCUUUUGGUUGUGCAACAGGAGGCAUUUGAAAAACAUAAUGUUGUAUACUGUAUGUGUCAGUACUAUACACAUGAUUCUGUCUUUGAUCAUUUACAAUACGUUCUGAAAGAUCUGGGUGUGUUCUUAUAAAGUUGAUGUACAGUAAAUACUCUUUUACUAA